AUGAUGCUUGGCAGUAGGUUCGGAGUAAGGUCUGCCCUGCGCAGAGCUAUUCAGGUGAAACCCAAAAUCAAGAUCCCAGCAAGAGCUCUGAACACAUUUGCCUCCUCCGCAUCAAAAUACAGCACAUGGCAGAGGUGGGCAUAUACCGCUGGAGCUUUCGGAGCUCUUUCUCUUGGUCUCUAUUAUUUAUACUGGCCACGGCAUACAUUCCCGCAAUCAGUUGCCAAAAUAUUGAGAAAGGCACUAUGGGAGGAGAGCGACAAGAAAGACCACGAUUAUCAAUGUGCGCUGAAAUUCUACCUACAAGCAAUUGGCGAGUGCGACAAGCUUUCGAUGGAUAGAGUGAGCGAUGAGUAUACGGGUAUUGAGCUAAAAAUAGCCGAAAUGUAUGAAAGGCUAAACAUGAAUGACGAGGCUCAUGACCUGUACCUAGAAAUGCUUUACAGAUACUUCGACGCUCUGCACACGCCAGGACGGAUUCCAGAUGACAAAAGGCCGCAUCUCAUCCAGAAGGACCUCAGAAUACUGAUCAAGUCGCUUGAAAUAAACAAAGACAUCCAAGUUGGAAAAAGGAAUCUUUUAGCCCAUUUACUUCUGGCUCAAGAGGAAGUGUUGAGCAGAUCUCCCGAACUCAAAGAGUAUUUUGACAAGCGUAAAGAGCGGACAACAAAACUUUUUCAAGGAAAGCUAGACGAUGAAGGGGUGGACUUUGAUAACUUCCUUAGCGAAGAUAACAUCAAGCUAAACGAUGAAUCCUACUUAAUUGUGAACUUGGCGAAAAACAGCAGUGCGUGGGAGCCUUUUAAAGAAGAGUUUUUUACUGCUAGAGACUUGUACACUGCCUACUGUCUUUCAACUAAAGAUAUUAGCUCCGCUCUGAGCUGCAAACUAACCACCGUUGAAUGGAUGGUUAUGGCCGAUAUGCCACCAGGGCAAAUCCUUCUUUCUCAAGCAAACCUUGGCUCAUUACUUUACUUACAAGCAGAAACUUUUGAAACAAAAAUCCAUCAGCUUAAUAAGAGGCGCGAGCAAGACAAGUCUAAAGCAGAAGAUGAAACAAUGAUUAGAGCGCUGAGACAAUUGAACAGGAACAAAGACACAUGCUUCAAAAUGGCCACACAAUGCUAUGAUAGUGUUAUUAAAUUUUCCAGAAAGAACAAGAAAUUAAGGUUCAACGUCAAAGAUUUCAUGGAUCCGUCAGCUGCGCACGCAAUAGCUCUCUCUGUGUAUGGGAUGGGGGUUAUUCACUUGCAUAAGCACAAUCUUGCCAAAGCCGAAAGGCUUUUAAAUGAUUCCAUCAACAUGGCGGAAGAAACAGGCUUCCAUGAACUGCUCAAAGAAGCAAAACAGGAGCUGAAGAAAGUUGCGAAGGCAAGCCAAGUAGACGCUAUCAAACUGGAGGAUAGAGACUCAAGCGCUUCUGACACUGUUUAA
Lachancea thermotolerans CBS 6340 is the source of this 1434-nucleotide messenger RNA. RefSeq names its product KLTH0D04708p. Lineage: Eukaryota; Fungi; Ascomycota; Saccharomycetes; Saccharomycetales; Saccharomycetaceae. Gene Ontology annotation, cellular component: i-AAA complex. The coding region runs from base 1 to 1434 and encodes 477 amino acids. The transcript has a single exon. Gene Ontology annotation, biological process: protein quality control for misfolded or incompletely synthesized proteins. Gene Ontology annotation, molecular function: misfolded protein binding. The record is from RefSeq and is a predicted model, not a curated record.